This is a messenger RNA of Neofelis nebulosa (Clouded leopard), 3267 nucleotides long. It is a transcript of the gene CCDC102A, whose product is annotated as coiled-coil domain containing 102A. Lineage: Eukaryota; Metazoa; Chordata; Mammalia; Carnivora; Felidae. The record is from RefSeq and is a predicted model, not a curated record. Bases 658 to 2310 code for a protein of 550 amino acids. Gene Ontology annotation, cellular component: myosin complex. The transcript is spliced from 10 exons.
GAACAGCCUGAGCAGAAACCCUGAGGAUUAGAGCAGGAAUAGACCCGUCUGGCUGGUGGGAGGCGGGAGAGGGGAGGGUGGGGUGAGGAAGGCUCUCUGGGGCCUGUGGUGGCUGGUCCCUCCCCGACCUGCUCUUUGGGGGGUAGUGACACCCUAGGGGAAGCAGGAGGCCACACACACACACACACAUACAAACCACACACCCUAUGGGAAGAAGGCACUGAGCCUGGUGGAGAGGGGGCAGGAAGGGCAGGGCAGCGGCAGUCUGUCUCUGUAACUGUGACCUGAGCCUCUGUGUUACACGACUCUGGGUGGAGAAAUUGAGGCCCAAAAAGGGGCAGUGGCUUACACGAGGUUGGUGACAGAGCUGGGCCUUUAGAACCGAUGCCUGGUGACGGUGGACAGACAAUUAACAAACAGCCAACGGAUGAGAGAAAUACAGGAGGAUCGCCGGGCAGCACUGACACGCGAGCGGUCACGAACGUAAACUCCUCCACCUGACGGUCCAAGGAAGAAGCGUCCCCCACCCAGUGGCCAGGAGAGCGGUGGGGAGCAGUGGCCAUCAUGCACAGUCGUAUCGCAUCCGGCGGGCGAACCCCGUGCCGCCCCUGAGUCCGGCCGGAGUUGGGACGCAGGGCCCGCCCGCGCGGCCGCACCAUGAGCCACGGGCCCAGCCCCCGGCUGGCCGAGUCCCCGCAGCUGUCCAAAGGCAGCCUCCUGACCAUCCUGGGCAGCCCCUCGCCGGAGCGCAUGGGGCCGGCCGACUCGCUGCCGCCCACGCCGCCCAGCGGCACGCCCUCGCCGGGGCCGCCGCCCGCGCUGUCGCUGCCGCCCGCGCCCGCGCUGCUGGCCGACGGGGACUGGGAGAGCCGCGAGGAGCUGCGGCUGCGGGAGCUGGAGGAGGCGCGCGCGCGCGCGGCGCAGAUGGAGAAGACGAUGCGCUGGUGGUCCGACUGCACCGCCAACUGGCGCGAGAAGUGGAGCAAGGUGCGCGCCGAGCGCAACCGCGCGCGCGAGGAGGUGCGCCAGCUGCGCCAGCGCCUGGACGCGCUCACCAAGGAGCUGGCGGGCGCGCGGCGCGAGCGCCAGGAGGCGCAGGGCGAGUGCGAGGCUCGGGGCCGCGAGCUUGCGCGGCUGCGCGGCGCCCGGGGGAACGCCGACAGGACGCCGGAUGGGCCGGAGCCCGAGCGGGAGCAGGAGCCGGUGCGCGACGUCGGGUCGGAAGUGCCCCAGGGCAGCCAGGAACUGGAGCUAGUGGAGAGCCUGCUGAAGAGCAGACCAGAGGAGCCCGAGGGCUGCUGGGAGGCACGCAGCGUGGGGGCCGGGGGCCCACGGGGCAGCUCAGGCCGCCAGGAGCGCAGCCGGCUGCCCUGGGAAGACACAGCCACCAUCGAAGAGGGUGCAUCCAAGUUGACCGCCCUGCGGCUGCGGCUAGAUGAAUCCCAGAAGGUGCUACUCAAGGAGCGAGAGGAUAAACUGGCCCUGGGCAGGAACAUUGAGAAGCUGGAAGGGGAGCUCAGCCAGUGGAAGAUCAAGUAUGAGGAGCUGAACAAGACCAAGCAGGAGAUGCUCAAGCAACUCAGCAUCCUGAAGGAGGCCCACCAGGACGAGCUGGGUCGCAUGUCCGAAGACCUGGAGGACGAGCUGGGUGCGCGGUCCAGCAUGGACAGGAAGAUGGCCGAGCUGAGGGGUGAGAUGGAGCGGCUGCAGGCGGAGAACGCAGCCGAGUGGGGUCGCCGUGAGAGGCUGGAGACGGAGAAGCUGGGCCUGGAACGGGAAAACAAGAAGCUGCGGGCGCAGGUCGGGGACCUGGAGGAGGCGCUGGCCCGGCGGCGGAGGCAGACAGCCAGCGCGCUGGACUGUGACCUGCGGGCCAGCCAGGCUGCGCUUUUCGAGAAGAACAAGGAGCUGGCAGACCUGAAGCACGUGCACGGCAAGCUGAAGAAACAGUUCCAGGAGAAGGUGGCAGAGCUGGCACACGCCAACCGGCGGGUGGAACAGCACGAGGCAGAGGUGAAGAAGCUGCGGCUGCGGGUGGAGGAGCUCAAGAAGGAGCUGGCCCAGGCCGAGGACGAGCUGGACGAGGCCCACAACCAGGCACGGAAGCUGCAGCGGUCGCUGGACGAGCAGACGGAGCAGAGCGAGAACCUACAAGUGCAGCUGGAACAUCUGCAGUCCAGGCUCCGAAGGCAGCAGCAGAACGCCCCCCUCUUCGGGAAGAUCCGAAGCGCUCGCUUCGGCACUGAGGAAGCCGGGGACGGAGCCAGCGACCUGGAUGAGGAUGAGGACCUGCAGAUCCAGGUGGCCUAGAGCUCCCAGGGCCGGACAGGACUGGCCCGUGGCCACAGGCCCCUGGGUGCCUAGGCGGACCGGCCGCUCGGACUGGUGCAGCCACCCGUGUUCCCCGCCACGGCUGACUUCCUCCUCUCCCAGGGUGGGGGUCGACCGUCCCACCCUAGCAACGCCUCUUGGAAGGGAAGCCAUCGCCUGUGUUUUAUACAUGUAUAUUUUAUGUAUGUGCGCGGGGUCCUUGGACCCAUCUGAUGUUAUAAAAACAGGACCGCUCCCGGGCCCGGUCUCCACACCCCCCAUCCACCCAGGACCUUCAUGCAGGGGCGAGGGGGAUGGCGAGGGGGGCUGUUGGGGCCUCGACCCAGGCUGCCUCUCUGAAGCUUGGGGGUCAGGUGGAGCUGUUUAUAGUACAAUGUGAUAAACUCAGCCUUUUGUAAUAAACCGAGUUUGGGUUCUCAGGGCAGAGUCCUGAGAGUGUGGCAGAUGUGGGCAGCUGGUGUAGGGGACAGCACCUAGCCCAAGCUCAGGAAUGUCAAGUUACGUAAUGAAUGACUGAAUAUGCAAAAGAAUGAGUGAAUGAACACCUGAGCUGCUAAAUGGUCGGGAAUCCGGCUCCCAUGAGGGGAAGGAAGAGGUACAGUGUGUGUCUAAUCUGAGAAGAAGAGACUUCCAUCCUGCUCCGGAUGGAUUCAGAUCCGUGCCUCUGCCCCUUCCUGGCUGUGCAACCAUGGGGAAGUACCUGACCUCUCUGAGCCUCAGUUUCUCCAUCAGUAAAUUAGACAUCUCCUACAGCUAUCGUGAGAAUAAGAUGAGUUCAUCUGGAGCUCAGUAAAGGUUAGUUCUUAUUGAAAUACGUGAAAGUGUGCGCCAGAGAGGGGGGAUUUGCCCGCUGGGUUCUGCCGCAUGGGAUGAAGUUCAGGUGACCAGAGGUAGGUGUAAACACAAUAAAUAAUAAAUCCUUGUAUCUUUACCCCA